Molecule: messenger RNA, 2541 nt
Organism: Malaya genurostris
Lineage: Eukaryota; Metazoa; Arthropoda; Insecta; Diptera; Culicidae
Gene: FucTB
Product: alpha-(1,3)-fucosyltransferase 10
Exons: 4
Coding region: 1536-2399 (287 amino acids)
Cellular component (GO): membrane
Molecular function (GO): alpha-(1->3)-fucosyltransferase activity
Source: RefSeq, a predicted model, not a curated record
AAGGUGGGUGGGUAAUAUCACAGACAUAACUGGAGGACGUGAACACGAAUAAAACUGACAUGUUUCUUUCUCUCUUCCGGGUAAAGAUAAUCAAACUUUCAUUGCUUCGCUUCCAGAAUUUUAACGAUGCAUCUAUACUACAGUACGACUAAUUGACGGCAAACAUAUUCUACCAUACAAUUAAAUAACACGCAACAAAUACAGUUUUGUAGACUUAGAUACUCAAUAGAAAUAAACUUCUUCAAAUUCUUUUGGAAAUACUUUAGUGGUUCUAAAAAACCGCUUUGCAUAAUUUGUUCAAUGUUUAGAACUGUUAAAAUUCAAGAGCUAAUAUCGACAUCUGGGGCACGUUCCGAAUUCAGCUGCAAAUCUAGAUCAAAAACUCAGGUCAUAAAUCUAGUUCUAGAAGUAAGGAACUGAAGUUAUUUUUAGAAUUUUCUGAAUUGCGUUAUAGAACUAAAUUCUAAACUUGAAUUCCAAGUCUUAAUAUAGGAACUGAAUUCAGUUCCAGCAUCUAGUUCCAGAAAUCUUGUUCACAAUUCAUUGUUUCAACAUGUAGGUUUUGAAUUCUGGAAAUGAAUGCUGAAACUGAAUUGAUUAAUUAAAUUCUGAAACUUAGUUUAGGAAUUAAACUCUGGUUUUGAAUUCAUUUUUUGAAUGAAGGUUCGGUGUUCAGACCUAAUAUUUAGUUUCAGAAUCUAAAAUUCAUAUCCUGCAUUUUGUUUAUUAAUUAUGAUGAAUAAAUCCUAAAUCAUAUCUCUGGAUUGAUUCGAAUCCCUGAAUAAGGAACUAAAUUUGAAACCAGUUUCAAAAUUUAGAUAUAGGAUUCAUAGUUAAAAUUCUGAACCUGUAAUCUGGAACUAAAUUUUGAAAUAGAAGUAUGAAACUAAAUUUGGAACUUAAAAUUAACUUCAGAAUUCAGUUGAACCAGAACCUAGGGUUACCACCCCAUUGUUACUGAUGUUGGUGAAAGUAUUUCAGCACGAUUUUCAGUUCCGUCUGACUUACUAGAAAAAAAUAACAAUCCUCGGUCAAGAUUUACCUAUUACACUCGGCCUGUAGAACAUCGGAGCUGAAAUGUGCCUGACGGCCUCACAACCGUCGUCCUGGUUCGAAAAAUGCAAGCAAACGUGGUGAGUUUUCCUCAUUGUUUCCAAAAGUUUGAGAAAACAUAGUUUUCGAAUUAUUUAUGGUUAUUUUACACUGUUGAAAAUUUAUUCACAAAUUCCUGAUUAUAUUUCUGAUAGCAUGGAGAAAAAAUUAUGUUCUUGCGUUAAGUAUAACAAGAGAUAUUCACGAUCAAAAACUUAUCACUCUCCCAGAGGGUAAAUUUUGAAAAGGCGCCCCAUAGUAAAGUAAGUCGUAUUCACGACAAAAUAUUAUCUCAAUCAGCACACAACAGCCACCGACGAGUUAUGUGUUUGCGCGUUCUGAGAUGUGAUAAAGAAAUGUGCUAAACAGUUUUGCAAAGCGUUGCGAUAAAUAAGCUAUUCAUGAUGCUGCCUUAGUUUACAAUCAUACAGCGUUAGUGCACAAUGUGGAUGGGACGGUACCAUAACGGUAAGAUUCUGAUUACUGGAUUCGUAUUAAUUCUAAUAAUAAGUGCAUAUAUCUAUCACAAACACGGUAAACUAUAUAGAGGUGAAAAUAAUGUGAUUGUAUGGUGGAGUCCUUAUGAAAGACAUAUUGAAUAUAAUAGGAAAUGUAGUUAUGUAGAAUGUCGAUUUACCAGUGACCGGAAGGUUGUCAGUGAUCCUUUUUUUCUGGGAUAUUUGUUUCAUGGAACGAACAUAUCGAUUCAUGAUCUCCCUUAUCGCCGGAAACAAGAGUAUUGGUUCUUAUACCAAGAAACAUCUCCCAUUAAUGCUCCUUUUCUACUACAUACUAUGGAUUUGUUCAACAUUACGGCAACCUUCAGUCAGUAUAGUGACAUUCCACUAACGUUGCAAUCUUUUACUAGUCUAGAAGAGUUGAUUGACUACAAAACAAUGUACUCUUUUGGCGAGAAAACAUCAUUCCAACGUAAACUGAAGAUGGCUCCGGUAUUAUACAUACAAUCUCAUUGUGAUACCAUGACUGGUCGAGAAUUAUAUGUCACCGAACUUGGGAAAUAUAUUCAAAUAGAUUCCUUCGGAAAUUGCUUGAAAAACAAAUCAUUCCCAAGUGGAAUCAAGAGCAAUUUUAAUAAUGUUGAGGAUAUCAAGCAUUUUUAUGAUUUUGUGUCCAAAUAUCAAUUUAUUAUAGUAUAUCAAGACUUAGCUUGUGAUGAUUACAUUAUUGAAAAGUUUUGGAAAUCACUUACGCUGGGCGUAGUUCCAAUUUAUUUCGGAGCUCCAAACAUCAGGACUGUUGCUUUUAUAGAACUACUUACCCAAUCCAAGUUCAGCGAUUUUAAUUGAAGAUUUCAACAGACCGGUGGAUUUAGCUGAAUUCUUGAUUAAAGUUUCAAACAACGAAGAGCUCUACAGUAGCUUUUUAUUUCACAAAACAGCCGACGCGUAUCCUAUCUCUAAUCAAUUACUAGUUGAUUAUAUCUAUAAA